Molecule: messenger RNA, 2478 nt
Organism: Dictyostelium discoideum AX4
Lineage: Eukaryota; Evosea; Eumycetozoa; Dictyosteliales; Dictyosteliaceae
Exons: 1
Coding region: 1-2478 (825 amino acids)
Molecular function (GO): ATP hydrolysis activity; ATP binding
Source: RefSeq, a predicted model, not a curated record
AUGCCAAAUAAUGAAAAUGAAGAUUCAAUUGUUUUAUUACCAUUAGAUAGAUAUACAGUUGGAAUUGACGAGUUUAUUGGAUUUAAUGAAUUUUAUGAUGAUUAUAAAAAUAAUAAUUUUAAUGAAAAAGAUUCAAUAAUAAAUGAAUUAUGUUAUAUGUCAAUUCAAUUAAUGGAAAAGUUAUCAUUAAAAUUAGGAGAUUGGAUAUUUAUUGAUGUUCAAAAACAACAACAAAAACAACAAAAACAACAACAACAACAACAACAAAAUAAACAAUGUAUUAUAUCAAAAGUUUGGACUUCAAGAUAUAUUCAACAAAAUUAUUAUAUUCAAUCAAAUUCAAAACUAAUAUUAAACCAACAAAUAAAUGAUGAAGAACAAGAACAAGAACAAGAACAAGAACAAGAACAACAAGAACAAGAACAAAAUAAAAAACAAAACAAAUCAAUAAAAUAUCCAAGUUUUGUCAAAAUUUAUAAAGUUAAUGAAUUUGAAAAUAAUUUAAAUAAUGUUGAUAUUGAAAUUAUAGUUUCAAAUAAUAAUAAUAAUAAUAAUAAUGAAAAUAUAAGAACAUUAUUUAGUAGUAAACAAUUUAUAAAGCAAUUAUUAAUAAAUAAAUUAAUAUGUAGUGGAAUGAAUAUAUCACUUUAUAAUAAUAAUGUUAAUUUAAUUAUAAAAAAUGUAAAUAAUAAUAAUAAUUUAAAAAUUGGUUUAAUUAGUCAAUCAACAAAAAUAAAUAUAAUAAUAAUAACAAAUGAAAGUUUAUCAUGUUUAUACUCUUCAAAUUCAUCAAAUUUAUUAAAUUUAAAUUAUAAAAAUAAAUUAUUUAAAAAAUUUAAAUUAAAUAAUAAUAAUAAUUUUAAAAUUGGUGGAUUAAAUGAACAAAUUAAAUUAUUGGAAGAAAUGAUGAUUUAUCCAAUUUUAUUUCCACAAGUUUUUAAAACUUUAAAUAUUGAUCCACCAAAAGGAAUUUUAUUAAAGGGUCCACCAGGUACUGGUAAAACUCAUUUAGUUAGGACUGUUUGUGAUGCAUAUGAUAUUGAGAUGAUAUCAAUUGAUUGUGCAAAAAUCUCUGGUUCCUAUAUCGGUGAAACUGAAGAGAAUUUAAGAAACAUUUUUCAAGAAGCAUCAGAUAAAUCAAUUGCAAAAUCAAAUUCACCAAUUGUUGUAUUCAUUGAUGAAAUCGAUACUAUUUGUCCACCAAGAUCUAAAUCCACUCAAAACGAGUCACGUGUUGUUGGCCAAUUCUUGACGUUACUAGAUGGUAUUGGUGCUCGUAAAGGUAAUUUAAUUAUAAUAGCAGCUACGAAUAGACCAAAUCAAAUCGAUAAUGCACUUAGAAGACCUGGUCGUUUAGAUAGAGAAAUUGAGAUACCAGUACCAAACAAACAACAACGUUUAGACAUUCUAAAAUUAUAUUGUUCAAAAUUACCAAUCUCACCAACUCCUUCCAAUUUAUUAGAUCAAAUAGCUGAUGAAACCGUUGGUUAUGUUGGUGCAAAUAUUCAAUUCCUUUGUAGAGAUUCUGCAUUUAUUGCAUUUUCAAAAUAUAAUUUAUUAAAGUAUCAAAAUAAUGAACAAAAUGAAAAUGAAAAUGAAAAAAAAUACCUUAUUGAAAUUGAAGAUUUUAGAGAAUCAAUUAAAAAUAAUCCAGCAUCAAUUUUAAAAGGUGAACAUUUAGUUGAGAAUAUUAGUAAUGUAAGUUGGGAUGAUAUAGGUGGUUUGGAUGAUAUAAAAGAAGAAUUGAGACAAGCUAUAGAAUGGCCAAAUCUUUACAAGGAGUCAUUUGAAAAGUUUGGAUUAUCACCACCAAAAGGUAUCAUUUUGUAUGGUCCACCAGGUUGUUCAAAAACUACACUGGUCAAAGCAGUGGCAUCAAGUUCGAAAUUAUCAUUUCUAUCACUAAGUGGUGCAACUAUUUUUUCACCUUAUUUAGGUGACUCUGAACAAACAAUUAGGGAUAUUUUUAAAAAGGCCAGACAAACAACUCCAUCAAUACUAUUUUUCGAUGAAAUUGAUGCAAUUGUUUCAAAAAGAAAUCUUUCAGAUAAUUCUAGUGGUGAUAAUGCACAGUCAAGAGUGUUGUCAACAUUUUUAAAUGAAAUGGAUGGUGUUGAACAAUUGAAUGGUGUAAUUGUAAUUGGUGCAACCAAUAGAUUAGAUAUGAUCGAUAAUGCAUUACUCAGACCUGGAAGAUUCGAUAAAAUAUUGGAAAUCAAAUUACCAGAUCAAUUAUCAAGAUUAAAAAUUUUAAAAAUUAAAACAAAAUCAAUACCACUCUCAGAUAAUGUUAAUUUAAUUGAAAUCUCAAAUUUAACAAAUGGUUUCAGUGGUGCUGAUCUUGAAAAUCUGUGUAGAGAAGCUUCAUUUCAAUCUUUAAGAAGAGAUUUAUUAAAUGGUUUUGUUGAAAUGUAUGAUUUUUUAAAUUGUUUAUCAAAAAUUAAUAAUCAAUCAAAAAAUUUAGAAAAUAAAAUCUAA